Messenger RNA from Arvicanthis niloticus (Nile rat), 887 nucleotides. RefSeq names its product peptidoglycan recognition protein 1 (gene Pglyrp1). Gene Ontology annotation, biological process: innate immune response; peptidoglycan catabolic process; detection of bacterium. Gene Ontology annotation, molecular function: peptidoglycan immune receptor activity; peptidoglycan binding; zinc ion binding. Lineage: Eukaryota; Metazoa; Chordata; Mammalia; Rodentia; Muridae. The record is from RefSeq and is a predicted model, not a curated record.
UCCUGAUAAGAAUGCCCAUCUCCCCACCUAUCCCACACUCAGCCAAGGCCAUAUCACUGUUCCACCCUUGUUAAAGGAGGAAGCUGAGCCUGGGGUCCUCAGAAACAAGGGCUGGAAUGUCCCGCCCAGAUACAAAGCAAGCCCUUCCUCUGCCACUCCCCACCCUGCCCAGAAGAUAAAGGGCACAGGGCCAGGGCCUGACUCAUACGCGGCCCGCAGUCCUGUGCGUCCUGUCCAGUAUGUUGUUUGCUGGUGUUCUCCUUGCCCUCCUGGGCCUGGCAGCCUCCUGCAGUUUCGUCGUGCCCCGCAGUGAGUGGAAGGCCCUGCCAUCUGAGUGCUCCAAGAGCCUGAAGCACCCAGUUCGCUACGUGGUGAUCUCACACACAGCGGGCAGCUUCUGCAGCAGCCCGGACUCCUGUGAACAGCAGGCCCGCAAUGUGCAGUCUUACCAUAUGAAAAAUCUGGGCUGGUGUGACGUAGGCUACAACUUCCUCAUUGGAGAGGAUGGUCAUGUUUAUGAAGGCCGAGGCUGGAACAUCAAGGGUGACCACACAGGGCCCACCUGGAAUCCCAUGUCUAUCGGCAUCACCUUCAUGGGUAACUACAUGGACCGGGUACCCGCAAAGCGGGCCCUCCGUGCUGCCCUAAAUCUUCUGAAAUGUGGGGUGUCUCAGGGCUUCCUGAGAUCCAACUAUGAGGUCAAAGGACACCGGGAUGUGCAAAGCACUCUCUCUCCAGGUGACCAGCUCUAUGAGGUCAUCCAACGCUGGGAUCACUACCGAGAGUGAGACCUUGAGACCUUGUGGAGUUCCUACCCUGAAAUCCCUCCUGCCACCUGCUCCUUCCCAGUGACCCCAAUAAAAACUCAGCACCAACCAUGCUCCGGU